ACGAAAAUAACGCUUACAGACUCGGCCGAAGGUGUCGGUUGCCCCCGGGAGCUUCUCAUACGACCCAACGGAUGUGGGUCCGCCAGAGUCCGAGGAAGCCUCGCUGGUCUGCCCUGCAUGAGGCUUCUCAGAGCCAGCUUCAUACCCUCAUAAAGACGACAUGCCUUGCAAGAGCCAUCUGUCAAUGUUGUCUCCGAUCUCCUUGCCAUCGCAAGUCGGUCUUGGACUCGCGAGGCCGUUAGGCGCCGCUGUCGCUUCUUCAAGGUUUUCGACAUCGAGCAAGCUUACGGUGAAGGCAUCUUCGAGCCUACGGCAAGUACCACGAAUGAUACCGAUGAAACCUGAAGAGAACCUCAAGGGUCUCAAUGAGCGAAGGAGCCUGCGGCCCGUUUCACCUCACCUCACAAUUUACAAAUAUCCCAUCAAUAUGUGGAUGAGCGGGAUGAAUCGAGGCACCGGUCUCGUCGCUUCCCUCGGCCUGUACGGAGCCGGACUCGCGUAUCUCGCCUUGCCCCUCUUGGGCGUCGAUGUCACGCAUUUGACACCGUCUCUCGUUGGCUUGGUCAGCGGUCUGUCCCUCUGGUUUAAAUUGACGGCGAAGACCGCUCUUGCAUUUCCCAUCGUUUACCACUCCGUCAACGGCGUGCGCCACCUGGUGUGGGACAAUGUCAAUCUUUUCUCCAUGAAGAGCGCCAAUUCCAGCGGCGUCGUCGUUGCGGUUGUGAGUGCGACUCUCACCGCGGCGGUGGCCGCUUACGGCACUAUUUUGUGAAUUUAUACGGACAAUAGCGGACAAUGAAAUGGCGCCUUUGACCAAUUCAUGCCCGAAUGAGACCAAGUGACAUGUGACGUGAUCAGGAGAGCGGCCAACAAGGAGGAGCUUCUAUUUGAUGACUUCCUCCUCAGCGGUCCACAAAGAAUUAAAAGAAAGGG
Molecule: messenger RNA, 933 nt
Organism: Acaromyces ingoldii
Lineage: Eukaryota; Fungi; Basidiomycota; Exobasidiomycetes; Exobasidiales; Cryptobasidiaceae
Exons: 5
Coding region: 161-772 (203 amino acids)
Biological process (GO): mitochondrial electron transport, succinate to ubiquinone; tricarboxylic acid cycle
Cellular component (GO): membrane
Molecular function (GO): electron transfer activity; succinate dehydrogenase activity
Source: RefSeq, a predicted model, not a curated record